UUUGUUUGGUUGGAUGCUGUGGGUAGUUGAUUGUUGUGGGCUGUACUUGCAAGACACACCUUUUCAAGACAGCCCCGUGUGCAGAUCCGGGUGGAGACGAGAAGCCUGUGUGAAAACAGACUCGGUCGCAAGCUCAAAGCAGGAGAGCAGAUGGCCUCUGCAAAUGACACCAAGCCAGCGCCGAAAGAUGCUGCGGACCAGAACUUCGACUACAUGUUUAAGUUGCUCAUCAUCGGCAACAGCAGUGUAGGCAAGACCUCGUUUCUCUUCCGCUACGCUGAUGACUCCUUCACGUCUGCCUUCGUCAGCACCGUGGGCAUCGACUUCAAGGUGAAGACCGUCUACCGGAACGAGAAGAGGGUGAAGCUUCAGAUAUGGGACACGGCAGGACAGGAGCGUUACCGCACCAUCACCACGGCCUACUACCGCGGAGCCAUGGGAUUCCUACUUAUGUACGACAUCACCAACCAAGACUCCUUUGGUGCGGUACAUGACUGGGCUACACAGAUCAAAACAUACUCAUGGGAUAACACCCAGGUGAUUCUAGUUGGCAAUAAAUCUGACUUGGAAGACAACCGUGUGAUCCCCACAGAAGAAGGAAAGCGACUGGCUGAUGAAUUAGGCUUUGGGUUUUUCGAGACGAGUGCCAAGGAGAACAUCAACGUGAAGCAGGUCUUUGAGCGGCUGGUGGACAUCAUCUGCGUGAAGAUGUCCGAGAACCUGGACGUUGACCCCACCUUGCUGAAUAACAAGAAUACCACCCUCGCCGAGAACAACAGACCCCAGGAAAGCAGCUGUGCAUGUUAGGGUGCUUCACCCCUAGCCUCUGGCCCAAAUCACCCACCACAGAUGGCAACGGGGUUA
This is a messenger RNA of Amblyraja radiata (thorny skate), 864 nucleotides long. RefSeq names its product ras-related protein Rab-3D-like. The coding region runs from base 151 to 807 and encodes 218 amino acids. The record is from RefSeq and is a predicted model, not a curated record. The transcript is spliced from 5 exons. Lineage: Eukaryota; Metazoa; Chordata; Chondrichthyes; Rajiformes; Rajidae. Gene Ontology annotation, molecular function: GTP binding; GTPase activity.